This is a messenger RNA of Paramuricea clavata, 1526 nucleotides long. The record is from the annotation of a GenBank genome assembly. Lineage: Eukaryota; Metazoa; Cnidaria; Anthozoa; Malacalcyonacea; Plexauridae.
AUGGCACAACAACAGUUAGGUAAAAAAUCUGUGGAAAUUUAUAGUAGACGUUUUGCUUUAGAGCAACGGGUACUAGCACAAUAUGCUGAUAAAAGUAUUAAAAUUGUUUGGUUUGAAAGGGGUAGCAGCGGUGGAAAAUGUUUUCUCGCUAAAGCUCAACCAACAACAAAUAUCGGCAAAGCACUGUACAAAUCUGCAGUUCAGUUGUCGCCCGACGAUAUGUUAAGAGUUUGCGAAUGUCUCGACAAAGCGAAUCGUACGGGUACAAAUUAUUUUCAGAUUUCCGAAAGCACCGAUUGGAAGGGUGACCUAUUACGUUUGGUACUCAAAGACAGCGAGUAUCAAGGUCUUCUGUUAUGUUAUCACAAAGCUGUGGGGGAAGAUCUUGAAAUGGCGUGUGAUAGCGACGAAACUUCAGAAGAUCUAGAUCCAGACCCUGUGGAAAAGAUAGCAAGCGAAGACCUCGUAACAAAUCUUAAAUGGAACGAGUGCUUUGAAAAAUUUUACAUAUCCAAAAAAGAUAAUUGGAAUUACCUUGCAAGUCAACUGCGAGAGUUUUGUGUUGACGUAAGCAACGUACAUCGUGUUGAUCAAGAGUCUCGAUUACCUACCUCCUCAGCAGAACCUGUGAAAUCUGGUGUGGAACAAAUUCCCUUGUCUGGAGUGGCUGAUGAUAAAACUAAAAAUACAGUUUUACCAAAACCCAAACGUAAACGUAUUAAAGAGGUAAGAUUCGAAGAGGCUGUAUCACAUCUACUAAGUUAUAUGUAUUUCUACAAUUUAUCAUCGUCAGAAGUAUGGGGCAAAUACGGUGUUGAAAUAAAUAAAAUGCUACCGUAUGAUUAUGCGCUUAUGAUUCGCGUGGGCGAUGCUGAAUUAAAAAGGAUGAGUGAGCUGUUGAACAAGGAGGAACACAAAAAUAAAUUACAUAAAUAUAAUAGCUCUCAAGAAAGUGCUAGUAUUGUAACAUGGGAUUAAUUUUUUUUCUAUAGUACUCAACUAAACCCAUAGCAGUGUUAUUCCAGUAUAUGCUUAAGACAAAGUUAGACGCAAAAGAGACGGUGUUUUAUUAUCAUGAAGAGUUAAAUAAAGAAUGUGUAUACGAUUAUAUAGGGUUAAUAAAAUCUGUAAAUUUUCCUUUAAUUGAACAACGAAUAUUAAAUCGAUUGAAGGAAGGGUAUAAAGUGUGAUACUUAGUUGGUUUUUUUAUUAUUCAUUUUUCAGUAAUGAUGAGCAAGAGAAAAAAACCCGUGAAAUUUAUUGCUGAUGAACUUAUUAAAAAAGCGUCUCGCUUAUUAAAAGGUGAAAAACUUACUAAAGAACAAUUAGAUGCGUAUUCAUUGCAUGCAAAAAGACGUCAUAAAUAUAAACGAUUAAAAAUUUAUGUAAAUAAACCUAAUGCACAAUGGAGUAUUGAUUUAGCUGAUUUAAAUAACUUGUCUGGAUACAACAAUCAAUAUCGUUAUAUUCUUGUCUGUGUUGAUGUGUAUACGCGUUAUGUGUUUGUGAAAUUACUAAAGAAGUAA